AUGGAAAUGAUUGUGUCUAUCCUUUCGUUGUGCAGCAGUAUGAUAAUUUUGUGCCCCUCAUCCGUGUGGGGAAAUUCUGAAGAUUCUGCCACAACACACCGCUUUCACAUCAACAAUUUCGAAGCUCCUGCACUUGCGCAACCUCGUCCAAGCUUCAACCAUCAACAGCCUUGCCACUGCACCUAUAUCCUGCCAUCCUCGACUCUUUACAACGGCAAUACUACCGAAACCUCCCCUCUCUCUGCCAACCAAUUCGCAGCCAUGUCUGCCAACAAGGGGGCCUACGAAACAACUGCCUCGGACACCGACUUCCGCAAGAAAUACGACCGAGCGGAAUACGCCGCGAAGGCGGCGGAGCGAGAAUCCAAAGAAAAGGAAGAAAGAAAAGCGCGCUAUGAAGCGAAGCUCGCCGGAAAGAAAUACCAUGUGCCCCUCACAGGGAACGAAACUCUUACAGAGGCGCGAGCCUCCCGACUAGAUGUCGCGAGCAAUGUAGGAAAAGUGAUGCUGGUGCCGGCCGGGGCGGCGACGGGGAAGAGAGGUCGUGGAGCGGGUUUCUAUUGCCAGGCUUGCGAUUUGACGUUCAAGGAUAAUUUGCAGUGGGUGGAGCAUGAGAAUAGCAUGCAGCAUCUUCGGGCCAUUGGGCAGACGGGCGAAGUUAGGCGGGCGACGGCGGAGGAUGUGCAUGACAGGAUUACUAUGAUUUGGGAGAAGAUCAUAGACGAGAAGAGGGCAGAUGUUAAGACUCUUGGAGAGAGGUUGGAGGUUAGAAAGAUGGAAGACGAUAAGGAGAGGGAGGAAAGGAGGAGGAAGAGAAGGGACUUGGUGGAGAAGAAGAAGGCUAUUAAAGAGGAGGAGGUUAAGGUUAAGAAGGAAUAUGGGGAUGAUGUGAGGAUUGAGGGCGAGCACGACGAGGACGAUAUGAUGGCUAGCAUGGGUAUUGUUGGAUUUGGAUCCUCGAAGAAAUGA
Messenger RNA from Venustampulla echinocandica, 969 nucleotides. RefSeq lists its product as uncharacterized. Gene Ontology annotation, cellular component: spliceosomal complex; U4/U6 x U5 tri-snRNP complex. Lineage: Eukaryota; Fungi; Ascomycota; Leotiomycetes; Helotiales; Pleuroascaceae. The record is from RefSeq and is a predicted model, not a curated record. Gene Ontology annotation, biological process: mRNA splicing, via spliceosome. Gene Ontology annotation, molecular function: zinc ion binding; nucleic acid binding. Bases 1 to 969 code for a protein of 322 amino acids. The transcript has a single exon.